Molecule: messenger RNA, 822 nt
Organism: Verticillium alfalfae VaMs.102
Lineage: Eukaryota; Fungi; Ascomycota; Sordariomycetes; Glomerellales; Plectosphaerellaceae
Exons: 1
Coding region: 1-822 (273 amino acids)
Source: RefSeq, a predicted model, not a curated record
AUGACCGCAGAACAUGUCGCUUUCUCCAAGACGCGUGCGCCCGAAUCGAAGCUUUAUCUUUCGCCGCCCUUUGUACAUGGCGCUCAGUCACCUGGCCGGCAUCAGCGAACUGACAUCACCUUGGAUUCUCAAACGUCAGCAAGCAUCCUCGCGGCCUGCAAAAAACUUGGUGCAACCGUCACCCACGCCGUGAACGCCGUGAUUCCUAUCGUUCUGCGAGAUCUUGUCCCUGAAGGCGCAAAGAAUGAGACCUUCUACUUUCGCUGGGACCUGUUGCGCAAUCUGAGGCCAUUCUGCGCCGCGCCCUACAAUUCGAACAAGCACCCCGUCACGGCCUACCAUUCGGGCUCGUGUUUCGCUUGCGACCUGGUGAUCCCUCCGAAGACAGACGAGAAGUCCUCCAAAGAUGAUUUCGAACACGUUCUACCGGAGAUCAGCGCCCUGUAUCGUCGGGUAGCUGACGACACUGAACAUGGCCUACUUGCGCCCACUGUUUGGACCGGCUGGCUGCAGACUCUCCCGAAGAUUAAGAAGAACCCUGCACCUGGACCACAACCGUCUUCAACGCCAGGCGUGACUCUAUUGAGUUUAGGCCGUAUAGACGGUAUCCUGCCGUCCAAAAUUGGUGCGUUUCGCGUGAGCAGGCCGUGGAUCACCGGAGAAGAGAUGCGCAACGGAUUUGGGCUCUUCCUUACAUCUCACCAAGGGCAGUUGAAUCUUGCGGCGGCGUACAAUGACGCUUGGCAGACUGAGGAGGCGGCACAGAAUUUCCUGAAGGCGUGUUUGCGAUCAUUGAGUACGGCGCUCAAUGUUGAGAUCUGA